Marchantia polymorpha subsp. ruderalis is the source of this 1912-nucleotide messenger RNA. The record is from the annotation of a GenBank genome assembly. Lineage: Eukaryota; Viridiplantae; Streptophyta; Marchantiopsida; Marchantiales; Marchantiaceae.
AAGCAUUCGAACAUUGCUCGUCCUCACGUGUACACGUGUAAUAACGAGUUGCUGCGUCGUCGUGCAAGUUGCUCGGGACAGCCGUUGGCGCAGACAGUUCAAAUGCGAGAUAUGUAACUGACGGACGGACAUGGCGGAUGUGUGAGGCUGUCAUUCACUCGGUACAUAAUUCCGUCGUCGUCGUUGUCCGCUCCUUCCACGACCCUGAGGACUGGAACAUCUAUCUUCUUCUAUCUGGGACUUAUCGUUAUGGCCUUCAGGCUUUUCGUGAGGUUUUCGAGAUUGUUUUGAUUAUGAGGUGCAUGAUUGUUCACUGCAGUUCUCGAGGCUGUUUUGCAACAUAGAGAUGAAGUGUUGACGAUCUUUUAGCAUUACGCCUGCGUCCCAAUCGCAACAUCCACGUUUCUACCAGUCUGCUGAUAAAAUUCUACCACUUCUUCUACAGCAUGGACUGGUUUGAGACAUUAGGACCAGCUCGACCAGUGAUGAUAAAAAAUUGGAUCUUGCCAGCGAGCAUCAGUGCAGCAGAACUUCGAGUGGUGUCCGAAGCUCUCCUUACUGAUGACGCUGGAUACAAGAACAACGUCAAUCUGUGCAGAAUAUGCAAGUGCUUGUAUGCCCUUGCGAAGAUGGAGGCCGAAGGCAAAGCAGAACUUGAAGAGGUUGAGGAGUUCCACGACUUUUAUAAGCUACUGUUACAUGUUGUGGAGAUGUUCUUAACUCAUGUGCCGUGUCUUAAACUGCACACGAGCGACGUGCUAUUGUAUAAUUUGGGACUUUUGGUCGAUCUUGCCAAGUUCGUGCUGUCAUCGGUAAAUGCCAUGAUGAGUCCACAAAAAGUGAACGAUGCAAUCUGCAUAUUAAGAGCAUUGUGCAAAGCUCUGGAUCGAGAUACUCCAUUUCAUCAGCAGCAUGAGCACAUUCCAUUGCCGACUGCGCUCCUAGACGGUCCAAGACGAUUCGUUACUUGCAAAUCUCUUCCAACUUCCGCUGAAGUGUGUAGCAACCCUGGAAAGCGAAAGAGGAGAAUAUCAGGAGUACCCGUCAACGUGAUGAACUUCUGCAAGUGCCCAGAGUGUGGUCUGAGUUCGCCGGAGUCUUAUCUCUGGGUAAAGUGCUUGGUCGAGUAUUUCGGGAGAGGUUGUGCAGGAUACGGGCCUCGCACUCAUGGAUUUGAUAAUAUAAGAGAACUGCUACCUCACCUUCAUGAGUUACCCAUUGAGCUCACAGAAAUUGUCCUGCAACUCUUUGCAAGAAUGACUGAGUAUCUAAGAGAUGACCUUCGGAGCAAUCUCUUACACCCGUUUAUGAAGUUUAUGCAGAAUUUAAGUUCAAGGUGCGAACAGGAACUCGAUGAGCAGUGUAUCGAAGUCUACGUAAUGAUCCUGAAACAUGCUCGUCGUCUACUCAACUUCUUUUUGCCGGGAGAAUUGGGUCAGAGAGUUAUUCGCGACUUUGAAGGUCAAAUCCAAAGAAUGCUGUUGAGCUUUAUGACAGUCGAAACCGAUAACAUGUCUGAAUCGUCACCACGUUCGUUGAUGAUGUGCGAGGAAGUUUCAUCAGCAAAAUCGAAUUCUUAUGUUGGGCGCAUCUUGGACCAGACCGCUCAAUGGUUCAAAUAUAAGUUUCCACUUACCUUCAAUCCUAGUCGUGCACUUAGCUUGAACUCCAAAGUGGUUUAAUAAAUUGAGCAAGUUACAUUAGACAGUCAAUAUGAUGGCAGGCAAGAAAAUUUGUUUACUGAAUAGCAAUGGAGUCGCAAGCCGUUGGUGAUUGCCAAGUUCUGUAGGGUAGUAGAUUAAGCAUCAGAUGGUUGCUAGAAGAUCACUUCUGUACUUUGAAGAAGACAUAGUGAAGUUUGAUUUCUUGAAUUAAAACCUUUACUUUUAAAUUACUGCCUUAUAUUGGUUAC